Motacilla alba alba is the source of this 701-nucleotide messenger RNA. RefSeq names its product 39S ribosomal protein L50, mitochondrial-like. The transcript has 2 exons. Gene Ontology annotation, cellular component: mitochondrion; mitochondrial large ribosomal subunit. The record is from RefSeq and is a predicted model, not a curated record. Lineage: Eukaryota; Metazoa; Chordata; Aves; Passeriformes; Motacillidae. The coding region runs from base 40 to 585 and encodes 181 amino acids.
GCAGGGCACAGGGUGGGGGUGGCUUCUGGCCUUCUCCGCAUGCUGGGCCUUCACCGGGCCGUGGCUCUCUGGAGGUCAUUUAGCCCGGCACCCCCUGAGCAAGUCCCUCAGGGUUUGUCCGGGCGGCUUUGGAAUGGCCUUAGGGAAGGAGACUCCACGGGUUCUCUGGGCAGCCAGCGCCCACCGAGGAAGGAGGAAAGAGAAGUGGAAGCAGACGGAGCAGUUCGUGAGAAGGAGGAGAGGAGCGAGCCCAGCCUGAUCCACCCCCCGCCCCGCCGCCGGAGCUACGUCCCGCCCGAGGACCUGCAGAGCUGCCUGGAGUCCCACGUCAGGGAGGUCUUCGGGGCCUGUGUUCCCGAGGACUGGCAGCAGGCUCCCCUGCAGGAGAACAGGCUGAAGCACCGCCUGCUGGCCCGGCUGGCGGCAGAGCUGGGACACGCUGUCCCCAACUCGCAGCUGCACCGCAUGCGCCGCGCCGGGGACGUGCUGGGUUUCUAUCGCACGCCCGUGAAGGACGGCACCAAGAUCGAUGAACUCGCGGCCGCAGAGCUGCCCCCGAACCUGAAAAUCAUUUGGCAGCAGUGAGUGCCCCCACGCAGCAUCCCUGUGCCUGGCUGGUGCUGCAGGGCAGCAGCAGAGCCCUCUGGUUGGGCUGAGAUCUGUGAAUUUCAGUAAUAAAGGUUCACUGAGCUGUGCUCAGG